UUGCAAGCGAGUGGCGAUGCAAACAGUUGAUGACGCAAAAGAUUAAAGCUGCGACUUGGGUGUUGAUUUUACUGCCUCUAGGGACAUCGCCGUGGGUUCAUUACCAGCGGUGGGCUCGUUCAACAUGCCACCGACGACGGAUGGAACGCUCGCAGUGCAGCCGCCGGAUGUGGUGUCCGGUCCGUUCACAUCGCUUACCCUCGACAUGACCGACACGGACGACAUCGACGAUCGGCGAUCGCCGGCCAUGAACGGAGCGGGCGGACCCACCGAUACUGCCGGCACCAAGAAGGAGCGCAGUUUCCUGCUAAUGGACGAGCAGGAGCGGAUAUGCGUGCGCUCGGCCGAACAGUUCUGCAAGCGGCUGUCCGUAUCGCCCGACGCCAAGCUGAAGGUCGUGUCCAUCUUCGGCAACACGGGCGACGGCAAAUCGCACACGAUGAAUCACGCCCUGUUCGGUGGCCGGGACGUGUUUAAAACCUCCUCCGAGCAGGCAUCCUGCACGAUGGGCAUCUGGGCGGCGUACCAGCGGCAAAAGAACGUCCUCGCGCUCGACACCGAGGGCCUGCUGGGGGAAACGGUGAACGAAAACCGCCAGAUGCGCAUGCUGCUCAAAGUGCUGGCCAUCUCCGACAUCAUCAUCUAUCGCACGCGCGCCGAACGGUUGCGCACGGACAUGUACAAGUUUCUCGGCACGGCGUCGAAAGCGUUCACGAAGUACUUUUCCGGCGCGCUGCAGGCGCUCGAUCUGCCCGGUCCGCCCCAGGCGCUCGGGCCCGCCGUCAUCAUCUUCCACGAAACGCACAACACGGAGGUGCUGAAGGAGGACGAGGAUGGGAAGAAGGAGGAGGACAUACUGCGCGAACGGUUCGCCAAGCUGCGGCUCGAGCUGAGCGCGUUCAGCUCGCUGCGGUACGUGGGCGUGCGCACCUCGAAACCGCCGACCAACUACGAACCGCUGCGCAUGGUGUGGGAGAAGGAGGUGCGCAACACGGCCGUCCGCUCGCCCCGGUUGCCGCGGGUCGUGUUCGAGGCGCUGCUCGCGCUGAACAACAAGUUCAACGGCGAGCUGAGCCCGCUGCCGUUCCACGCCUUCCCGGAGCAGUACUUUACCUGCACGACGUACUGCAAGUCGUGCGACGCCCGCUGCCAGCUGUCGAUGGGCCACCUGGAGCUGAAGGAGGACCAUCGGUGCGGCAGCACCAGCUGCAAGUACCAGCAUCAGCACGAGAACAAGGUGUACCUGUGCAACCGGUGCUACGUGAACGGGCGCCAGGUGGUGGUCAGUAUUAAGACGCAAAAGUCGAACGACUCGUCCUGGAUGGGGCUGGCGCUGUACGCGUGGAGCGGCUCCGUCAUCGAGUGUCCGCACUGUGGGGAGAUCUACCGCUCGCGGCAACACUGGUACGGGAACAAGCCGCCGGAGCAGAACGCAGUACGGACGGAAAUUGUGCACGUCUGGAACGAUGGCGGGCUGCAGCUGCAGGGCCCGACCCAUUCGGCCCAGCUCGUGCUGGACGGGGUAGCUUACAUCACCGAUGCCAUGGCCAGCGUUGGCUCACAGCCGACGAAGCUCGUCAAAUCGUGGGUAACGGACAAAAUACGGCCCGCGUACUGGCGCCCGGACAGUGAGAUUAUUCACUGCAAAGGAUGCAUCAGCAACUUCGAGCGCUUGGGUCUGAAGAAGCAUCACUGUCGCAGCUGUGGCGAAGGGUUCUGUAACCAUUGCUCCAAGCACGAGAUGGCCGUACCGAGCCGCGGCUGGAACUAUCCGGUGCGCGUGUGCAACAGCUGCUGGAACGACGGCCGAAACGGUGGCACCGUGGGCACGGAAGGGCUGGCCGGUCCGGGGGCAGCCGUGAAUGGAAUGACAUCGAACGGCAACCACCAUCCUCACCACCGCCAUCACUCGCCGGAACAAACGCACCGGAAUGCAGAGCGGGAAGAAGUUGCUGACCAAGCGCUUACUGAUGAGGCUGACCUCCUCGUGCCGUCUUCUUCUGCAGGCAAUAAUGGUAUCGACGAGGCGAACAACGUGCUGGUGCGGCGCUACGGCGAGGCAGUCAUCAACACGAUCAGCAACAUUGGCGCCGUGCUGGAGUACCCGAAAGAUUUUAUCAAGGAAUCGGCCCGCCCAUCCUACUGGGUGCCGGAUGCGGAGGCACCGAACUGCUACAUCUGCGAGCUGCUGUUCGGUUCGCCGGAAGAGCUGAACGCGCUGGCAGCACUUGCCAGCCAACCUGCCGCCCCAGCAUCAGCAGUAGCGCCCCAUGCCUCCGGAUCAUCGACACCGGCGACAGCAGCGUCGCCUGCCAAGCGGAGCGAGAGCGGUGCCGCCGACCCGGUGGCCCGGUCGGGCGGUGGAACCCUACGCUCCUCGAGCGGUGGCGCAUCCGUUCCCCCGAAGGCUGGCGUUGCUGGUGUGCCGUCGGCCCAACGUUCGGCUGCCGGCUCGGCGUCGUACCGUUCGGCGAUCGAUCGCCGGAGGCACCACUGCCGGGCGUGUGGGAAUGCGGUCUGUGCCGGCUGCUCGCAGAACCGUCGGCCCGUACCGAAACGGGGCUGGCUGAGUGAUGUGCGCGUCUGCAACAGCUGCUACACGGCGGAAGAUUAGGCGCGUUCCUACGGGGAGCACGUUGCCUGCUACCAGUAGUUUGUAAGAUUUCCAUCAGAGACUCGUUUCCAAUCCCCAACCCCACAAACCCGUUCUCGCGGAUCGUUGACACCCAGCGUCUAGCAAAUUAUUAGUACAAUUUGUAGCUUGCUUUCCGUUGUGCGCGCUAGCGUGAAUGUGGCUGUAUGUGAAACCUUCCUGGAUAUAUCCUUCCUUCCAAAAAAAAAAAGAAAACACCGCGGCACCAGGCUGCCGCCCCCAAAAGCUCAAGCUUCUUCUCAAGCCCUCUCUUCCCCUGUUUUGCAUUCCCACCCGUGUGGGCGGGGGGAAGUGACAAACAACAAAUGUGUGUGUUUAGCCAAAAGAAAAAGAAAAACAAACGACAACAACGCUUCAAGCUUGAGGUGGUGGCGACAGCGUGGCAUUCUAGGGCACGACUGCCGAACGACCAAAAAUGUGAUGAUAUUUACCUUUGUUUUCAAACACUGUUUUUUACUAGCUCUUAGCUUAUGAAUAUUGAUAAUGAUUUUGAUUGUUUGUUUAAUUUUGUUUUUUUUUCUGUGUACACCUCCUUAUUUCGUUCGGCUUUGAAGAGACUGUGGCGCGAAAACGGAAAAGACUCUAGUAUUCGAAUGAGUGGAGAGGGAUUGUUGAAGGAACAGCGUAGUAUAGAACUGUUUAGCUUUAAAUCGUUUCCGCGUUGAUUUGAUGCCUUGCUUGUUCAGUUUGUUCAUAGAUUUUUUGUAUUUUCGUAACUCAAGAAAACCUGUACUGGCGUUAAAAAAGAGUGAUCUGGUGUGUAGCAGGAAAAACAAAGAAGGGCUUUAUUAGGUUUGGAAAUUUGUUGCACGUUCGCUCGCUUUCUUUAUGAUGCUGAUGCGACACAACUUCGAAUGCCAUGAGGAUGACGGUGACGAUGAAUGAUGCUAACCAUUGUAUCCUUCAUCUCAUCAUCCCGAGGAAACCUGAAAUGGUUUUAAAACUCUACAAAAACUCGAUCGGGCACGGCCAGAAUCAAAAUUACCACAAAACAAACCACCCACGAUCAUCUUCCUAAAACGAACAUAUAAAAAAACCAAAACAAAAUAACGGUUAUGCUGCCAUCCGGUAUUUAUAUGUACACCUCAGUACACUGGUGUUGCAAUGCACACACAAACACACACAAUACACACUCAAAACACAUGUAAUGAGCAUAAGCGAUUGAAUUUAACUCUCUGUACCAUUUUUGCGUGAUUAAAAAGAGCACGCGAAUGACACGGAUUUAGCCGUGUGUAUCUGUUUGCUGGCAAAUUACGAGAACAACAAAAAAAAAGAACCCCGGGAAGCAAAACGGAGCAAUUGCGCCAUGGCGCGGCCGCGUAAACAUAGUUUAUGUGGCGGAUAGUGUGUAGUUAAAGUAAUUGAUAUUUCCCCCCUUUUUCCAGCAGAACAACACUCCCGUGUCCCUCCGGCAGUCCUUUCGUGUGGCAUCUUACUAUGUACUGUACGGACACAUAAAACCACAUAUAUAUAUAUUGAACAGAUAUAUACAGAUAAAGAUACAUACAUAUACAUAUAUAUAUAUAUAUUUCGAUAACUCUUCAGAAGAAUUCGAAUGGCACAGUUUUAGAAUAAAUUAAUGGUUUUUCUUUU
This is a messenger RNA of Anopheles arabiensis, 4246 nucleotides long. Its product is annotated as zinc finger FYVE domain-containing protein 1-like. The transcript has 6 exons. NCBI's taxonomy places the organism in Eukaryota, Metazoa, Arthropoda, Insecta, Diptera, Culicidae. Gene Ontology annotation, molecular function: metal ion binding. The record is from RefSeq and is a predicted model, not a curated record. Bases 125 to 2614 code for a protein of 829 amino acids.